AAUGAUAAAUUUGCAAACACCGGUCUUAAGCAUUUUAUUGAUUAAAGUUUAGUUAUAAAGGAAAGAGCUAUAGUUAGCUAAUUUUAAAUUCACCAGGUUCUUGGAUAGUUAGCAUUUGAAAAAUUAAACAAUUUUUAAACAUCUUAUCCACACAUUAUAAUAUUUUAACAGUUAAGGAUAUAGUUAUUUACUAAUAAUGCAGAAAAAUCAAUUUCGUAUUUGUUUAUAUUUUGUCGUGUUUUGUGUGUCGCUUGUCAUCACACUCAGUGAAAAUAACAGUAAAUUCAUCAAGUUCACAAAAGAAUCUGAUCUUGGUGGAUUUACCUGUCCAGAGCAGCAUGCGAUAUAUUUCAAAGAUAAGAUGAGUUCAUCACAAUGUUUGGCAACAUGUGCUGAUUUCAAAGGAUGUUUUAGUGUUUUCCGUCAUGAGGAAAGUUCCCGAUGUAUUGGCUGCAAAGACAAGUAUCUAACAAGCGACGACGCUCCAGUGCUCCUCGGAACGACAUUCUUUAGACGUCGAUCUUACUUGGUAGUUACAGAAAAGAAGACAUGGUUUGAUGCGAAGAGUCAUUGCUCGGAGCUUGGGGGUCAUCUUUUAGACAUAAUGUCACAGGACGAACACACACUCGUAGACAAACUUCGAGCGUUUGAAACAGACACGUGGCUUGGGGCGACAGUCAUUAAAAAUACACGGAUUUUUAUUUGGGAGAAUGGGAACAAAGUUGAUGAUUAUUUCGAAAACUGGUCAUCACAUGAACCAAAUAAUGCAAAAGGCAACGAAAAUUGUGUAAAGAUUAAUAAAGCUAAUGUGUGGGUCGAUACGCCAUGUUAUGAACAAUGGAGUAGCGUUUGUGAAUUUGACUGAAAAAGUCAGUUUUUAUUUUGAAAACAAUCACUUAUAUAUUUUCUACAAUUAAUUAUUUAUCUAUAUUUCUUUCUCUAAAGUGAUGAUACUGAUCAAACUAACGCAUAAGUUCUUUGAUAUUCAUUUGUGUUAUAAGCAUAGAUUUUUGCAAAAUUAGAAAUAAACUGUACAUGGUUUACUACAGAUAAAUAGAUACAGACGAAUGACAUUCUUUUUAACAAACAGUUUAAUUUGUAGAUAUGAAAAUAAAAUUAGUUUUAUAAACCUUGAAAAAAAACAACAAUUUUGGAUAUAUAUCUAUCUUAGGACCAAGUUUUGUGUUUGUGAUCAUUUGUUGUUAAUUUUCUCAACUUUUCCGGGUUUCAGAAAAAAAAGAUAUAAUGCGACAAUGGAACAUGGGUAAUCAGCUUACUAGUAUUCUUUAGAUGUUAAACAAAUAAAUUAAAUCAUACUUAAAGAGAACGUUCUAUUUUUACGGGCGUAAAUUAAGUAUUGACGUUAAAUCUGGAUUCUGUACGCCCGUGAAAGGAUUAUACUGUCGUAAAUUUAGUAAAGACGUAAAAUCGGGAUUUUGUACGGCUAAAAAAAUAUUUUUACAGGUUUAAUUUUCAUCUAUAAAUUACUGCUCAUUUGAAUAUUACGUGCCAUUUGUACGCUAAUAAUCAGUGCCAUUUAUGAAAUGAAUAAAUAUAUUAGUAUAUGUCAAGAGAUUGGCUGUAAAAAUGGUGAUUGACCAAUAAUUGAUUAUGAACAUUUUUAGGAUAGAAUAUAAAUACUUCUUUUAAAAAGUAGAACGUCACCGAUACAUAUCGAUCGGUCUAUAUAGUUAUACGACUAUACCCCCGGCACAGCUAUUCAAGAAGUGUCUGCUUAAUCCUUAAGAAGACACAUUUAAAUAACCGUUACUUUCCACGUGGAUUUAAUACAUUUGAAAUAUAUGGUGUUAUGCUUGGGCCAGUUAAAGGACGCCUAUUGACAUGUUAUAUUUUUUUCUACAAUCUUUGCCACGCCUUUCCGUAUUUUAUAGACAAAGUAGCUAGAUUUCACAUCCACAAGAACUUUUUCGCACCAUUCAACGCCAUUCAGCGUAUUUGUCUCACGGUUAUACCUACUCUUUUGUUAUACAUGUACACGUUAUGGUAAAACAUUAUUUAUCAAUAUAAUGGAAGACUGUUACCUGAAUUUUAGACAGGUAUGAGGAAAUUCACUAACAACAUGUUCGUUAGUCAAAGAUAUAAAAGCUACUUGACAUUGGUGACAUUGGUAAUAAAGGGCUAUAUUAAUUGAUUGAUCGGGAGAUCAAUAUACUAUUUUGUUGAAUUACUUCAAAAUCCUCGUCUGACCAACCAGUAACACCCAAUGUUAAAACUGCAGACGAACGUUUGUGUUGUUAGAAUGUCACAGUAUUCAGAAAAUCAACAUUCCACUCAAACCAUUAUUAAAGCGAUUGCCUUGGAACAAAACAGAAUCAACUUCUUACAGCAAAAAAUCGGGAAAUCAGAGUCGAUUUUAAUAUUCACGGUAAAAAAAUGUCAGAAGUGCAAUCAGGGUCGUAAAAAAGAUGGCACCUAUUAUUUUACCGGAAAGAACCUACGGAAAUACAAUUUCAAAAUGAUAAUACUAUGAUGUAACUAUUCGUUAAAACAAUGCCAACUUAAUUUUUUUCGAUAAAUUUAUAAAGAGUGCAAUUAAGUGUUUAAUAUGUUUGCAUUUCAUUUCCUGCAAAAUUCUCCAGUUUGUUAUUUUUUACCAUAGCGCGACACGAAUGACCGUCUCGUUUAGUUUCAGACUCAAAACUAAAACUACUUCAAUAAAUAGAUUUUCGGACUUUCACAAUAUUAUAAGGCUAUCUAUUUAUAGCUUUCGAAUUCAUGUACAGCAAUAACAUGCAGACAUCAUCCACUAUGUACUUAAAAAAAAACAGUAAUUUUCUGUAGAAGAUACAAAUGUAAGAAAU
Messenger RNA from Ruditapes philippinarum (Manila clam), 2822 nucleotides. RefSeq names its product lactose-binding lectin l-2-like. The record is from RefSeq and is a predicted model, not a curated record. Bases 197 to 865 code for a protein of 222 amino acids. NCBI's taxonomy places the organism in Eukaryota, Metazoa, Mollusca, Bivalvia, Venerida, Veneridae. The transcript is spliced from 4 exons.